Messenger RNA from Monosiga brevicollis MX1, 770 nucleotides. RefSeq lists its product as uncharacterized. Gene Ontology annotation, biological process: cytoplasmic translation. Lineage: Eukaryota; Choanoflagellata; Craspedida; Salpingoecidae. The record is from RefSeq and is a predicted model, not a curated record. The transcript has 3 exons. Gene Ontology annotation, cellular component: cytosolic large ribosomal subunit; ribosome. The coding region runs from base 1 to 690 and encodes 229 amino acids. Gene Ontology annotation, molecular function: structural constituent of ribosome; rRNA binding.
AUGAAGGUCAUCUGCUCGUCCGAGUUUGUUACCAUCCCCGAUGGCGGUGCGUAUUCCCUGCUCUCCCCUCUUGCUCUGCAAACGGCGGUGCCCUGGCAUGUCAAAGACAUUGUGGUGGUGGUGGUGGUGGUGGUGGUGGUCCUGGUGGUCUUGUUGCGUUUUGAGAAAGUCACCGUCGAGGUGAACCAGCGCCACAUCAAGGUGACCGGCAAGCGCGGCACUUUGGAGCGCGUCUUCAGGCACAUCCAGACGGAGAUUGUCUUCGUCUCUGCUCAGAAGCUCAAGGUCUCGUGCUGGUUGGCCAACAAGAAGGCCCUCUCGUGCGUGCGCACCGUUGCCUCCCACAUCAAGAACAUGAUCAAGGGUGUCUCGUACGGUUUUGCCUACACCAUGAAGACGGUGUAUGCGCAUUUCCCCAUCAACUUGGCCUUUGAUGGCGACAAGACGAUCAACAUCCGCAACUUCCUUGGCGAGAAGGUUGUGCGCACCCGUCACAUGCUUGAGGGUGUCACCGUCAAGUCCACUUCCAACAAGGACGAGAUUGUUGUUGAGGGCAACGACAUUGAGAAGGUCUCCCUCUCGGCCGCUCUCAUCCACCAGUCGACUCUGGUCACCAAGAAGGAUAUCCGUAAGUUCCUUGACGGUAUCUACGUCUCGGACGUCGGCACCGUUGACCCCAUUGACGCAUAAACAUGCCAAGGUGGCCAAUAUUGCACGCCCGUGGUACAGCCUCGGAUCCAGCGAGCGUGGAAAUUGCAAUCUUGAUUGUU